AUGUCUUCAUCUUCAUCUCGUAUUAUUCAAAAACCAUUGAAAUUACACAAUUCAAAUUCACAAGAUAUUCUCUUACGUCAAUUGUUAAAAUUUCGUAUUGAUGGUCAUACGAUUGAUGCACGUAAUGUUGAUGAAUUAUAUCCGGGUAUUGAUCAUUUAUUAAUUCGAUGUCUACAAACAGGCGAUUGUCGACAAUUAGAUAAUCGUUUAAAACGUAAUUUAAAAGCUGAAUAUUUCUUGAUUACCGGAAAACACAUACACAUUAGUUUUAAAUCACAGACACAAAAUAUAUUAGAGAAAUUAAUUCAUAUGGGAGCUACAGUAGGUAUGUAA
Didymodactylos carnosus is the source of this 333-nucleotide messenger RNA. Lineage: Eukaryota; Metazoa; Rotifera; Eurotatoria; Philodinida; Philodinidae. The record is from the annotation of a GenBank genome assembly.